GAGGCCUCUUCGAGAAACAUAGGUAGACUUGGUGCGCUAUCUGGACAUUCAUCUGUAUGAUUUGAAUAUCAAAUUAGUUGUAAAGAUUAUGUUUUGAAUUGAUUUUAAGAAAGAGGAAGAAAUACUUGAGCAGGGCAUAUCAACAUGAAUUGCUAAAUUUGUACACGAGGACGUGUAAAAGUCAGGAUUGGCCGUGUCGGAGCAUUGGUAGCAUUAUUUGAAUUUAGUACAGCAACAUGAAUAUUGUGUGUGUCAAAAUUGUAAUAAAGAAGAAUAGAGAAAACAGAACAACCGUCAUUGCUGUCUUGUAUUCUUUAUAUCACCGAGAGUCGGCGAGAGGACUAACUGUAAAUCCUCUCACUGAGUGAGACCCGUGCCUACGUGUUUGGUGUUUUGCCUCUUCCGUUGGUUCGUUCUGUGUACAUCACUCGAAGAAGUGUGUGAGCGAGACUGGACUGGCUAUUUGCGGUGUGUGCGAAUGAGCAGGAUGGCAAGUGUGUCAUGAGCAAGCUGCGCAACAGAUUUUGGCGACGAGCGAGCGUGCAUGAAAAGAGAGAAGGCAGUCUUGGGAGAAUAUUCGUAGUACACAGACGAUAUUUUUGUGAUACGACUACAAGUGGAACGAUGGCACCAACGAAGGGAACGGGGCUCGCUGCUCGAGACUUACUUACUUCCUACAGUAAUGGCUCCUCGUCCUCGUGCCACCCAGUCGUUGGAGAGCAGACGUACUCGAGGUAUUAAAUCCUACCGCUGCCGAGUCUGCUCUGGAAUCCAUCCUCUUCGGAAGUGCAAGAGGUUCCACAAACUGAGCGCUGAAAAGCGCCUUCGGGCAGUACUUAUCAAUAAGUACUGCUCGAACUGCCUCGCCCAUCAGCACUCAGGAGGAGACUGCCGCAGCCAAGAGGGAUGCAAGAAGUGUGGAGGAGACCACCACACUCUCCUCCACAUGCAUGAGGUCCUCCCCGCUCCGACCCCGGCAGCGCUACCAGCUCCGACGCGCAGAGAGCGCCAUCCCGCUGCACCUCGUCCGGUCCGGAUUUCCCGCACUCCGCCACCAGCCCCAGUCGCCAACAAUCGCCCGUGUCCGAAGGUCUCCGUCGCGUCUCCGGCGGUGGCAACGGGGCAGCAGAAGGCUGUCCCCAUCCUGCCUACAGCCAUCGUCGUGCUGGACACGGGCUCGAAGACCUUCGAGACCGGGGCCAUGAUCGACCCAUGCAUGCCGGUGCGCAGCAUCGACCGGUCGUUGGCGGCUGCGUUCCAUGUGCCCAUCACCCGGCUGGGAGACGACGAGGUCUGCUCGGUGACACUCCGGUCCCGAACAAGCACCUUCCGACUCAACGUCGUCCUGAAGAUCGAACCCAGCCUAAGGAUCCGGACACCCAUCCGAGCUCUGAUCGACUGCGCAAGGGCCAAGUUUGACGGUGUUCGGCUCGCGGACGAGCGCUUCUACCGGCCGGCCUCCAUCUCCCUCGUGUUGGGAUCAGAUGUAUAUGCCAAUCUGAUCCAACCGGGGUUCUUAAAAUUGAGGAUGGGUUGCCCGUCGCGCAGAACACGAUGUUCGGAUGGACCGUUUCUGGAGCGUGCACGGAAUGAAGAGGCCGAUCCUGCUGUCUAGCCGGCCAGGGAUACCUUUGCCUACGCAAGGGG
Drosophila santomea is the source of this 1647-nucleotide messenger RNA. RefSeq lists its product as uncharacterized. Lineage: Eukaryota; Metazoa; Arthropoda; Insecta; Diptera; Drosophilidae. The record is from RefSeq and is a predicted model, not a curated record. The transcript is spliced from 2 exons. Bases 683 to 1615 code for a protein of 310 amino acids.